UAUUUCCGGCAGCGUCUCCGGGGUGCUACCUCGGGCUGGUAUCGCCCUGUGGACGGAUCAGUGAGUUGCUGCCGUUCUGGUCCGUGUUUCACCGCAGAAGUCAACUCCUGGAGUCUCCUGCGCUCCGCAUCGGCGGCAGCCUAUCCUCCGCACUCCUGUGGUUUUCUUACAUGACUAUUUUCCUCAAAAUGAGUGUUAGUGUCACUUUCCUAAGACCUUUCACCAGAUUUUUGGUGCCAUUUACCCUUCAUAGGAAAAGAAACUUAUAUUCAACAGUUCUGCAGAGGUGCAUGUCUUCCAAAAUACCAGCUGUGUCCUAUCCUGAUAAGGAAAGUAUAUCCCCUCCUGAACAGCUAGAAUUGGAUGUUUGGAAAACCACAAUGAAGUCUAGUGUGCAAGAAGAAGGUGUUCCCCCAGUUUCAAGCAACAAGGAUGAAGAUACUCAAGCUGCCACCAGAGAAUUAAUUGAGAUGUGGAGAUUGCUUGGCAAAGAAGUACCAGAAAACAUCACUGAAGAACAGCUCAAAGCCAUUAUGGAAUGUGCUUCUAAAUCAUCAAAAAAAAAAUACUUAAAAUUUUUGUAUAUUAAGGAAAAACUGAAAAAAGCAAAGCAAAUCAAAAAGGAAAGGAAAGCAGCAGCAAAGGAAGAAGCAAAACAAGCUAUGCUGCUAGAAACCACUGAGGAAGAUAAACAGCAAAACUUUCCUUUUCUUCGACUUUGGGACAGACGUAUAAACACUUCAAUGAACUGGAAGGGUGCCCAGGCGAUGCAGUUUGGACAACCUUUGGUUUUUGAUAUGGAUUUUGAUAAUUAUAUGAAACCAAAAGAACUGCAGAAUGCUGUUUCCCAACUUUUAGAAAGUGAAGGAUGGAACAGAAGAAAUGUUGAUCCUUUCCAUAUUUACUUCUGCAAUCUUAAAAUAGAUGGUGCUUAUCAGAGAGAGUUAGUUAAACGUUAUGGAGAAAAAUGGGACAAGUUGCUUUUAACAGCUACAGAAAAGUCUCAUGUAGAUUUAUUUCCAAAGGACAAUAUUAUAUAUUUAACUGCAGAUUCUCCCAAUGUUAUGACUACUUUCAAGCAUGACAGAAUUUAUGUAAUUGGAUCAUUUGUUGACAAAAAUAUGCAACCAGGUAUAUCCCUAGCUAAGGCAAAACGGCUAAAAUUGGCAACAGAAUGCCUUCCAUUAGAUAAAUAUUUACAAUGGGAUAUUGGUACCAAAAAUCUCACCUUAGAUCAAAUGAUGCGUAUUUUGUUGUGUCUGAAAAAUACUGGUAGUUGGGAAGAGGCUCUGAAGUUUGUUCCUAAGAGAAAACAUACUGGUUAUUUGGAAAUUUCUCAGCAUUCUCAAGCAUUUGUCAACAGAUUGAAAAAGGCAAAGAGUUUUAAUUCUUUUCCAAAACGUUCAUAUGUGCACACAGAAAAGGUAGCUUGAAUAAGAAAAUUUAUUAGCUUAAAAAUUGAGUGGAAAUAUAGUUUUAUUAGUGUUUCUUCCUGAACAGAAUUCCUUUCCCUUUCUUUAAAAGGCAGUUUGUUCAAACUAACUGCAAGGUUUAAUCUAUUCCUAGUUACUUAAAAUCUGCAAAACCUUGAAAAUAUAUUUCAUAUUACCAUAAAAAGAAAAUCAGAGAAGGUUGUUUGGGUGUGUUAAAGCAAAUCUUGAAGUGAACCCAAUAAAACAGUUGUACUGUUGGUGUGACUUUAA
Molecule: messenger RNA, 1703 nt
Organism: Marmota monax (woodchuck)
Lineage: Eukaryota; Metazoa; Chordata; Mammalia; Rodentia; Sciuridae
Gene: Trmt10c
Product: tRNA methyltransferase 10C, mitochondrial RNase P subunit
Exons: 2
Coding region: 171-1433 (420 amino acids)
Biological process (GO): mitochondrial tRNA 5'-end processing; positive regulation of mitochondrial translation
Cellular component (GO): nucleus; nucleoplasm; mitochondrion
Molecular function (GO): tRNA binding
Source: RefSeq, a predicted model, not a curated record